UUUUGUUUCAAAAAAAGAAUAUACAAAUAUUCUCUAUUUAUUUGAACCACAGCCACCAUUCACGAUUCCGUAAAAAUCCUAAAACCACGGCCGCCGGAGACCAACCACGGCGGAGUUUUCUUUUUUCCUCUUCUUUUUCUUUCUCCGCCAUGGCCACUUCUGGGUUUCUUCUUUACCUUCUUUCUGCCUCUUCCAUAGCCGUUCUCUCUGUUCUCUACCUCUCUAACCCUUCUUCUUCUUCCUCCUCCUCCUCCUCCUCCUCCGCCCUCUCCGCUUAUCUCUCCACGGACAAAACAUGGCCGGAUUUGGAGCUGAGUUGGAGACUUGUAGCGGCGACGGUGAUCGGAUUUCUCGGCUCCGCUUGCGGAACCGUUGGAGGAGUCGGCGGCGGCGGCAUUUUUGUUCCUAUGCUUACUUUGAUUAUUGGGUUCGACACGAAAUCUGCUGCUGCCAUUUCCAAAUGUAUGAUAAUGGGAGCUUCUACAUCAUCGGUUUGGUACAACUUAAGAGUGGCGCAUCCGACGAAGGAUGUGCCGAUUAUAGAUCAUGAUUUAGCGUUGUUGUUUCAGCCUAUGUUGAUGCUUGGAAUCACCGUUGGUGUUUCCCUUAGCGUCGUUUUCCCCUACUGGCUCAUCACUGUUCUUAUCAUUAUUCUCUUCAUUGGGACUUCCUCCAGGUCUUUCUUCAAGGGAAUUGAGAUGUGGAAAGAAGAAACUAUUCUCAAGAAAGAAUUUGCCAAACAAUGUGAGACUGUCGUGAACUCUCGUGGCGAAUUAUUGAUUGAUGUAGAGUAUGACCCACUGAUUCCCAAAGAACAGAAAACUGCACUGGAAUUAAUGUGCUUCAAUCUUAAGUGGAAAAGGACCUCCAUUUUAUUAAUUGUUUGGAUUUCUUUCCUCACACUUCAAGUUAUAAAGAAUGAUGUGCCAGUUUGUAGCAAUUGGUAUUGGAUCAUCUUCUCUUUACAAUUCCCCAUAGCAAUUGCAGUGUUUGGGUAUGAAGCGAGAAAGCUAUACAAAGAGCACAAGAAGAGGAUGGAGACAGGGAACUUAGAACAAAUUUGUGAGGCUUCAAUAGGAUGGACUGGCACACACCUUGCCUUCUGUGCACUUUGUGGCAUUGUUGGAGGCACUGUUGGAGGUCUUUUGGGUUCUGGUGGUGGCUUUGUUUUAGGCCCUUUGCUUUUGGAGAUCGGUGUUGUCCCUCAAGUUGCUAGUGCCACAGCAACUUUCGUUAUGAUGUUCUCCUCUUCCUUAUCUGUUGUUGAGUUCUACUUGCUCAACAGGUUUCCCAUUCCAUAUGCUCUGUACCUUACAUCCGUGUCCGUUCUUGCUGGAUUCUGGGGACAAUUCUUUGUUAGAAAAAUGAUCACCAUUCUAAGGAGAGCCUCACUCAUUGUGUUUAUCCUCUCUGGUGUCAUCUUUGCUAGUGCCAUCACUAUGGGCAUUGUAGGAGUAACGAAAAGUAUAACGAUGAUACAGAACCAUGAGUUCAUGGGGUUCUUAGAUUUCUGCAGCAGUGGGUGAAUGAGAGGUUUGAUCACACAGGCAGAGAACUGUAAAAAAGAAUGAAGAUUAGUGCAGAAAAUACAGUCUGAAUUUGUUUAUGGCUUUGCUUGUGGAUGUGAAGCAGAAGAAUUGGCCAACGCCUUGUUGUCCAAUACAAUCCCAUGUUUGUUUUUUAAGAAAAAUAAUAAGGUGAUUGAUGACUGUUAGCUCCUCGCUGACAGCAUCAUUGUACCAUCAAAGUUAUUUUAAAUGUCUCAAAAUUGUUUUGUUGUGUCGUGGUUGGCUGUUCUGUUAGCACCUCGCUGACAGCAUCAUCUGUAAAUUUAACUCUCUAUUGUCAGUAAAUGUCAUUGUUAGUGUGUUCAAUAU
Benincasa hispida (wax gourd) is the source of this 1877-nucleotide messenger RNA. Its product is annotated as Sulfite exporter TauE/SafE family protein. Gene Ontology annotation, biological process: protein ubiquitination. Gene Ontology annotation, cellular component: Cul4A-RING E3 ubiquitin ligase complex; membrane. The record is from RefSeq and is a predicted model, not a curated record. Lineage: Eukaryota; Viridiplantae; Streptophyta; Magnoliopsida; Cucurbitales; Cucurbitaceae.